AUGGAAGGAAAGCAGCCUCCAUGGGGACCGAUCUACGCGCUCUCCCCAGUGGAGCAGAAGGCACUCCGGGAGUACUUGGACGAAAUGCUAGCCUCUGGCAAAAUAGUUCCCUCCACUAGUCCGGCAGCAGCACCCAUUCUGUUCGUUCGCAAGACCAACGGGAAAUUAAGGUUAUGCGUAGACUUUCGUGGCUUAAACGCUAUUACAGUCAAGAAUCGUUAUCCUCUCCCACUUAUGACAGAGUUGGCCGAUGCGACGAAAGGAGCAGAGUUCUUCACCAAAUUAGAUCUGAAAAAUGGCUACAAUUUGAUUAGAAUCGCUGCUGGCGAGGAAUGGAAAACAGCUUUCAGAACGAAAUACGGCCACUUUGAAUAUAGGGUAAUGCCUUUUGGCUUAACCAAUGCACCAGCGUCGUUCCAGGUCAUGGUUAAUACCAUAUUCAAGGAUCUAUUGGAUCAAGGCGUAGUAGUCUAUUUGGAUGAUAUCCUAAUAUAUUCAAAGACUAGAGAAGAGCAUACGACUCUUGUGCGAAAAGUAUUGGAGCGACUGCAACAAAACCACCUAUACGGGAACCUCGAGAAAACGGAAUGGUACGAACAGGAGGUAGAAUUCCUGGGAUUUGUACUAUCAGGAAAAGGGAACCAGGUCUCGCCUAAAAAGGUGAAAGCAAUCACAGAAUAG
Molecule: messenger RNA, 681 nt
Organism: Morchella sextelata
Lineage: Eukaryota; Fungi; Ascomycota; Pezizomycetes; Pezizales; Morchellaceae
Exons: 1
Coding region: 1-681 (226 amino acids)
Source: RefSeq, a predicted model, not a curated record